AUUUUAAAAAAAUAUAUUUAUAGAUAAUUUUUAAAAUAUGAGUGAUUAUAAAUUGAAAUUACUCGAAGAUGAAUUAUCCACCAUCCCCAUACUUUGUUUCUAACUAUUCAUUUAUCCACUAUAAAAAUAUCUGGCUUGGAAUGCCGAAUUAAUGGAAAGUGAAUCAAUCAACAUCUUUAACGUGGCCCAUUGAGCCCCAUCCAAUUGGCUACUUUCAUUUUCCUUGUAUAUCUCAUUCCGGCGACACUUCGCCGAUCACCAUUUUCCUCCGUUCAACGGUCAACAAUGGAGAAAAUCUCCCUUCUUUCUCUUAUUCUAAUCAUCUCUUUCUGCCGAACUCCGGUGACCACUUCCGUCCAAGCCGACGGCCAUGAAACGUUCAUCAUUCACGUUGCUAAAUCCGAUAAGCCCCGCGUUUUCUCCACCCACCAUCAUUGGUAUUCCUCCAUCCUCCGUUCCGUUUCCCCUUCUAAAAUCUUGUAUACAUAUGAACGCGCCGCCGUGGGUUUCGCCUCCCGGCUUACGGCGGAGCAGGCUGAUCAGCUCCGACGUGUUCCCGGGGUUAUCUCUGUGCUUGUUGACCAAGUGCGGUAUCUGCAUACCACUCAUACACCUACCUUCUUGGGGCUUGCGGACUCGUUUGGCCUAUGGCCAAACUCUGAUUAUGCGGAUGAUGUAAUCGUUGGGGUUUUGGAUACAGGUAUAUGGCCCGAAAGACCGAGUUUUUCCGAUGAGGGUCUUUCGGAGGUUCCUUCAGGCUGGAAAGGGAAAUGUGAGACUGGGGGGGAUUUUCCUAAAAGUUCAUGUAAUCGGAAACUUAUAGGUGCUCGAAUGUUUUACAAAGGGUACGAAGCUUCACAUGGUAAAAUGGAUGAAUCAAAAGAAUCGAAAUCGCCGAGAGAUACGGAAGGUCAUGGAACACAUACAGCAUCAACUGCAGCUGGUGCAUUGGUAGCAAAUGCUAGUUUUUACGAAUAUGCUAAAGGUGAAGCUAGAGGAAUGGCAAUCAAAGCAAGGAUAGCUGCUUACAAGAUUUGUUGGAAAAAGGGUUGUUUUGAUUCAGAUAUAUUAGCUGCAAUGGAUCAAGCUGUUGCUGAUGGUGUUCAUGUGAUUUCACUCUCCGUUGGUGCUAACGGGUAUGCUCCGCAUUAUCUCUAUGAUUCCAUUGCCAUUGGAGCUUUUGGGGCUUCUAAACACGGCGUGCUCGUCUCUUGCUCGUCUGGAAAUUCUGGUCCCGGUGCUUAUACCGCCGUAAACAUUGCCCCCUGGAUUCUCACCGUUGGUGCUUCAACCAUUGACCGAGAAUUUCCGGCGGAUGUUGUUCUAGGAGACGAUAGAGUAUUCGGUGGCGUUUCAUUAUACUCUGGUGAUCCUUUAACCAAUACCAAAUUGCCGGUAGUUUACUCCGGCGACUGUGGUAGCAAAUACUGUUACCCAGGAAAGCUAGACCCAAAAAAAGUCGCCGGAAAAAUUGUCCUGUGUGACCGGGGAGGCAACGCUAGAGUCGAAAAAGGAAGUGCGGUGAAGCUGGCAGGUGGGGUGGCGAUGAUACUCGCAAAUUUAGCCGACUCCGGCGAAGAACUUGUCGCCGAUUCACAUCUUAUCCCGGCAACGAUGGUCGGUCAAAAAGCCGGCGACCAAAUUCGAAAGUACGUCAAAUCAAAUGCCUCACCAACGGCAACGAUUAUAUUCAGAGGAACCGUGAUCGGGAAAUCACCGGCGGCGCCACGUGUCGCGGCGUUUUCUAGCCGAGGACCGAAUCAUCGGACGCCGGAGAUUCUUAAACCGGAUGUUAUUGCACCGGGUGUUAAUAUUUUAGCUGGUUGGACCGGAGCAACUGGGCCGACCGAUUUGGAUAUUGACCCGAGAAGAGUAGAAUUUACUAUUAUUUCAGGGACUUCUAUGUCGUGUCCUCAUGUUAGUGGUUUAGCUGCUUUACUUAAAGGGGCCCACCUUAAGUGGACCCCAGCAGCUAUUAAGUCAGCAUUGAUGACAACAGCUUACAAUUUGGACAAUUCAGGCAAGGUAUUUACUGAUCUUGCCACUGGUCAAGAGUCUACCCCUUUUGUUCAUGGGUCGGGUCAUGUGGAUCCGAACCGAGCAUUGGAUCCGGGUUUGGUUUAUGAUAUUGAGACUAGCGACUACGUGAACUUCCUAUGCAGCAUUGGCUAUGACGGCGAUGAUAUCGCCGUGUUCACCCGAGGUUCUGAAGAGUCAGAACCUCGGGUGAAUUGUAGUGCACGGAGUUUGGCUACUCCGGGGGACCUGAAUUACCCGUCCUUCUCCGUUGUUUUUGCGGAUGAAGAGAAUGGUGUGGUGAAAUACAAGAGGGUGGUGAAGAAUGUGGGGAAAGAUACAAAUGCUGUGUAUGAAGUGAAGGUGAAUGCGCCUCCGUCUGUGGAGGUGAGCGUGUCACCUUCGAAGCUUGUGUUCAGUGAGGAAAAGAAAAGUUUGUCGUAUGAGAUUACCUUUACUAGUAAGAGCAGGGGUGGAGUGGAGAUGGUGGAGGGGGUUCAAUCUGCAUUUGGAUCUAUUGAGUGGAGUGAUGGGGUUCACAAUGUGAGAAGUCCAAUUGCAGUGCGUUGGCGUAUCGAUUCUGCUGUGUCCAUGUGAGUGUAAUGGCUGUUGUUGGAUCAUCGUGACAAAUGUAGCUGAGGAUUAUACUUUAUUGAAUACCAAUAAAUUGGAAUGCUGGAAAACUGGAAGAGGAAAUACUAUUCAAAGGACCGUUGAAGUUCCAUUUAAUUUCCCUCUCUUUCCUUUUCUUCUUGCAUUUGAUGUUUUUCACAUUGAUGUACAUAUGAAUGAAGCAUGUUGUUUUCCACAGUAA
This is a messenger RNA of Capsicum annuum, 2830 nucleotides long. RefSeq names its product subtilisin-like protease SBT1.4. The record is from RefSeq and is a predicted model, not a curated record. Gene Ontology annotation, molecular function: serine-type endopeptidase activity. Gene Ontology annotation, biological process: proteolysis. The coding region runs from base 286 to 2613 and encodes 775 amino acids. NCBI's taxonomy places the organism in Eukaryota, Viridiplantae, Streptophyta, Magnoliopsida, Solanales, Solanaceae. The transcript has a single exon.